UCAUAUAUAUCCUCAGCUGAUCAGCUCCCACAUUGUUGGUGUGUAUCUUAGGUUAACGGCAAUAUGGUUUCAGGUUCUCCUUCACCUACCCCAAAAGCAGUUCUCUCUGAUGAGCUAUGGAAAGGAGAAAAUAAUGGGCCUCCCAGGGAAGCCAAAUGGUGGUAUUCCACCUUCCACACUGUCACCGCCAUGGUUGGUGCUGGUGUUCUUAGCCUGCCUUAUGCCAUGGCUUACUUAGGCUGGGGUCCGGGAACCGUGAUGAUGGUGUUAUCGUGGUGCAUAACCUUGAACACGAUGUGGCAGAUGAUACAGCUGCACGAAUGCGUGCCCGGGGUUCGGUUCGACCGGUAUUACGACCUGGGACGACACGCUUUCGGGGAGAGGCUCGGGCCAUGGAUAGUGCUGCCGCAGCAGCUAAUAGUUGAGGUGGGGUGUGACAUUGUUUACAUGGUGACAGGAGGGAAGUGCCUGAAGAAGUUCAUGGAGUUGGCUUGCACCAAUUGUGCACCCAUUAGGCAGUCCUAUUGGAUUUGCAUAUUUGGUUCCAUUCACUUCUUCCUCUCUCAGCUCCCUAACUUCAACUCUGUCUCUGCCGUUUCCCUGGCUGCAGCUAUCAUGUCAUUGAGCUAUUCGACCAUAGCAUGGGUGGCAUGUCUAGGCCGAGGUCGGAUCCCAAACGUGAGCUACGCCUACAAGAGCAGAAGCACCGCCGACGCCAUGUUCCGCGUGUCCAACGCCUUGGGCCAGAUCACAUUUGCGUACGCCGGCCACGCGGUGGCGCUGGAGAUCCAGGCCACCAUUCCGUCCACGCCGGAGAAGCCGUCCAGAGUUCCGAUGUGGAAGGGCGCCGUGGGCGCUUAUAUUGUGAACGCAAUUUGCUACUUUCCGGUGGCCUUCGUCGGAUACUGGGCAUUUGGGCAUGAUGUUGACGACAACGUGCUGGUCACACUCCAGAAGCCCUCUUGGCUCAUUGCUGCUGCUAACUUCAUGGUAGUCAUCCAUGUCAUCGGCAGCUAUCAGGUUUAUGCAAUGCCAGUGUUUGAUAUGUUGGAGAGAACAAUGGUGAAGAGAUUGAACAUUCCUCCGGGAUUAGUGAUGAGGCUCGUCGUUCGUUCUGCUUACGUUGCCUUCACUUUGUUUGUUGGUGUAACUUUUCCUUUCUUUGGAGAUCUUCUUGGCUUCUUUGGUGGAUUUGGCUUUGCUCCCACUUCUUACUUUCUUCCUAGCAUAAUUUGGCUAAAGAUCAUGAAACCAAAGAGAUUGAGCAUUUCAUGGUGCAUAAAUUGGGCAUGUAUAGUGAUUGGAGUGUUCAUGAUGGUGGCAUCAACAGUUGGUGGAUUGAGGAAUAUAGUUGCUGAUUCUUCCACCUAUGAAUUUUAUUCAUGAACAUAUAUAUAAUAUAAGAUGCUUAAAUAUAAUUCAUGUAAUAAUCAAAUUAGUAGUAAUUCAGUUAAAUGUCACUUUUGAACUACAUGCAAAAGUUGAUGUUAGUUUAUAAAUCACUGUUUUAAGAUCAUUAUAUGUACAUGUAUUUU
Messenger RNA from Ipomoea nil (Japanese morning glory), 1535 nucleotides. Its product is annotated as lysine histidine transporter-like 6. The transcript has 8 exons. Gene Ontology annotation, cellular component: plasma membrane. The record is from RefSeq and is a predicted model, not a curated record. NCBI's taxonomy places the organism in Eukaryota, Viridiplantae, Streptophyta, Magnoliopsida, Solanales, Convolvulaceae. Bases 64 to 1386 code for a protein of 440 amino acids.